CAGACAAAGGUUCCCACCUAAAGUCAUCCUGUUGAGGUUUGUCGUGUUACACACGAGCAACAUCUUGUGAAACGACAACAACGUAACGCUGGAGUUGCCGCUGCAGCUCGUGAAUAAGAUGAGACUACCAUGGCAGACCCUCACACUACACAGGGCACCUGUGAGGAGGGCAUCCUCAGUCCCUGCAGGCAUGUUGAACUUUGUCCCUGCCUGCAGCACCGCAGAUGCACACUCACUGGACCUGCUGCAGGACUUUGUGUCUCGAGCCAGACGCCUGUUUGUCAUCAGCGGGGCAGGCCUCUCCACGGAGUCGGGCAUCCCUGAUUAUCGCUCGGAGGGUGUCGGACUGUACGCACGCACUAGCAGACGACCCAUGCAGCAUGCAGAGUUUGUACGCAGCGCAAAGUCCCGUCAGCGCUACUGGGCCAGAAACUUUGUCGGGUGGACGCAGUUCUCCUGCCACCAGCCAAACUCUGCUCACAGGGUUCUGCAGCAGUGGGAGGAGAGGGGGAAGCUGCACUGGCUGGUCACACAAAAUGUGGACGCUCUUCACUCCAAGGCAGGACAGAAAAGAUUGACUGAGCUCCAUGGAUGUACCCACAGGGUGAUUUGCCUCGGCUGUGGUGCCAUAUCAGCGAGGGAGGAGCUCCAGAGACGAUUCGUAUCGUUAAACCCAGACUGGGGAACUCAGGCAGGCGCUGUGGCUCCGGACGGUGAUGUCUUCUUGGAGGACGAGCAGGUCCUCCACUUCAGGGUUCCCUCCUGUGACGUGUGUGGAGGAAUACUGAAGCCUGAGGUCACGUUCUUUGGAGACAGUGUGAAAAAGGGGACAGUGCAGUUUGUGCACGACAGACUGGCAGAGUCGGACGCGGUGCUCGUCGUGGGGUCUUCGUUACAGGUGUAUUCAGGAUACAGGUUCUUACUGGCAGCGAGUGACAGGAAAAUGCCCGUCGCCAUCGUGAACAUUGGGACAACGAGAGCCGACCACCUGGCUGAGCUGAAGGUGAUCGGCCGCUGUGGUGACGUGCUGUCAGUCAUUCACCCCCUCUGACUGUCAUGGACAAAGUAUUUCAAAUAUUCUGUCCUCAGCUGAUAAAAAUGCUGUUAAAACUACCUCAUUUACCAGGUUACAACUUAAUUGCCAUCAGGAUGAUCUUAUAGACACUUUUUUUAAAUAGAAAAAUGGAGCAAGAGUCAUAUACACAUAACUGCCAGGGGGUUUACCUGCUGCUAAUAUCAAUAUAUAGCAAAAACUCAUGUCUGCACGCACACAAGUUCUGCGGAACUGAAUAUUAAUAUGAUAAAAAACCCUGGUGUUGUCCUGCACCAGGUGGAACCCAGGACCCACUGCACCAGAGUGAGGUCUGACAGUCGCUCUGAGGAUUCACUGUGGUCACUGUAGAAUGUGUUACAUGUCUGAACCACCGGAUUAAACUAGCUGCGAUGAAAACAGUGCAUGUCUUGCAAGUGAUGCGAUGAAGCCUCAACUCUUCUCUACAUUAACAGCAAAUGUUAUGUGGUCACACAAGAUCAAAAGGAAACAUCAAAAGCACAACAGCGUCAGACUGUUUUGCUGAUUAAACACGCAGUUCUCAAAUGUU
Messenger RNA from Scophthalmus maximus (turbot), 1601 nucleotides. It is a transcript of the gene sirt4, whose product is annotated as sirtuin 4. The transcript is spliced from 4 exons. Lineage: Eukaryota; Metazoa; Chordata; Actinopteri; Pleuronectiformes; Scophthalmidae. The coding region runs from base 119 to 1051 and encodes 310 amino acids. The record is from RefSeq and is a predicted model, not a curated record. Gene Ontology annotation, molecular function: NAD-dependent protein lysine deacetylase activity; NAD+ binding.